Molecule: messenger RNA, 5579 nt
Organism: Scatophagus argus
Lineage: Eukaryota; Metazoa; Chordata; Actinopteri; Scatophagidae
Gene: ccdc9
Product: coiled-coil domain containing 9
Exons: 15
Coding region: 353-2536 (727 amino acids)
Source: RefSeq, a predicted model, not a curated record
CAUGUAAAACUUUAUAUAACUUCGUUUGUUUUUUAAUAUCCUCGCUGUUGUUUACCAUAUAGUCAUUACACAUCAGCUUUGAAUUGUGUUAGUAAAAAUGGCAGUCAGAAGAAGGUUUACCCUUCCGGUUCAAGAACGGCGCUGUGUCUUUAAAACCACCGAGCGGGGCUCUUUAUUUGGCAGGAAGUUAGCCGACGGCUAACAGGAAGCCGAGUUAUGAGGACACACUGAGGUGCAGGAAUUAGCAAAGAACUAAGAGUCCAAAGACUGCUCUUCACUCGUUACAAGUCCCCUCGGUACAGGAGGAACAAGCAGUCAGCCACCUGUGUGUGAAGACGACCGGCAGGCAGCUAUGUCUUCAGCAGUGGAUCUCAAGACCAAGGAGGAGAAGGACGCAGAGUUGGACAAGCGAAUCGAAGCUCUGAGGAAGAAGAAUGAAGCUCUGGUCAAGAGGUACCAGGAAAUCGAAGAAGACAAAAAAAAGGCAGAGCAGGAGGGUAUCGCCGUGACGACGCCCAGGAAGCCCCGCCCCCACGAGGCUGAGUCGGACAGGAGGAAGACGGAGAAGGAAAACUUCACCAUCACAGUCGACCUUUCCAAAGUGAUGGGAGAGAAGAGAAUCGUGAACGACUGGAAACCCGGGGUACCUCGUGGCCGGAAGACAUCAGAGGAGAGCGACGGCCACGGCGGUCCGAGCGACAGCCACAGCCCUCCCAGGAGGAAGGGAUCUGGACGAGUGGGUCGGGGAGGUCAGAGAGGAGGAGGAGCCCGCCAGGAGAGGAGAGACAGAGAACCCAGGACACCCAGAGAUGGAGAACCUGGGGAGCCAGGAGGACAGGGACGUAGAGGAGGAAGGAGAGGAAGAGGAGGAGAAGGAGGAGGAGGAGGAGGAGGAGGUGGGGGGACACCAGGUGGCAUAGACAGGAAAUCCAAGGAGUGGGAGGAGAAGAGGCGUCAGAACAUUGAGAAGAUGAAUGAAGAAAUGGAGCGAAUAGCAGAGUACGAGCGGGGACAGCGGCCGGAUGGGGACAAGCCGAUCCGUAACUUCCUGGACGACCCGAGACGUUCGGGCCCAGCUCCAGACACGGACCGCAAAGAGGGCAGCAGGAGGCACGUACGGAACUGGGGCGGACUGGACUUUGACAACGUGAAGACAGGAGCAGAACUGGAGAAAGAGUGGACCAGUCGAAGGCCGGGUCCAAAAGGCUCUAUGGACAUGACCAUGUCCAUGACCGGCCGGGAGAGAGCGGAGUACCUGCGCUGGAAGAAGGAGCGCGAGCAGAUUGACGAGGAGCGGCUGGCACGCCACCGUAAUGCCACAGGCCAGUGGAGACGAGAGUGGGACGCACAGAAGACAGAGAGCAUGUUCAAGGAGGACUCGUACGUGGCUGCAGAGGGCAUCACACCCGAGCAGGGCAGCAGACGAGAUGACACCAAGCGCCCUCCUAAAGCAUCGACAUUUGGUGACUUCCUGUCCCAGGGGCGGACCCAGGGGCCCCGAGGGGACCGAGGCAGAGGAAGGGGCCGAGGACAGAAACCGAGCUACAGCAUGCAUGACAACCGCUGGGAAGCAGAGAAAGGAGAAGAAGACAAGGAAAAGAUGGACAAGACAAAGAGAGAGGAGAAGACCAAAAAGAAGGAGAAGAAAGAAGAGGAAGAAAAGCCCAAACCUCCUACACCACAGAAGACGGAGGAGACCAAUGAAGGUGGAGGGGAAGAUGAGGAUGAAUGGGAGGAUGCCACAGAUUCACCAGAUGACGACGAAGCAGUGGAGGAAGGCAGCGACUCGGACUCCAAGGGCGAUGAGAAGAAAGACAAGGGCAAAGAGAAACCAGCCAAGAGCAAAGACGGCUCUGCUGCAUCUCCCGCACAUCGUGCUCGACAAACGACCGCAGGAAGCCCCAAAGAGCAGCGGACCCCCAGGCCGAAGGUCUACAUCCCCGCCCCCGCACCGGUUCAGGAGUCACCGGAGGGAGGCAAACCCCUCAGCCCCUUCUCCCCGCUGGACAGCCACCAGCCUGUGUCAGACUGGGGGGAGGAGAUGGAGAUGCUGUCGCCCCGAAGCAGCAUGGGAGGUGAGAGCCCCCUGAAACCCCCCAGCGUGGAGGCCAGCCCGCCCCAGAAGCAGGAGCAGGAGCAGGUACAGGAACAAGAACAAGAACAAGAACAGCAGCAGCAGCAGCAGCAGAAGGAGGAUGAGGAGGCAGAGAGCCAAGCUGCCAGCUCCAGUGAACCAGCUGAGCCACAGAAGGAGGAGGAUGCAGCCAUGGACGUGUCCUCCCCUUCAGAGAUGACUGUGACAGUGUCAGAACCUGAGUCCGUUCCCACAGACUCCCCUGCCGUGCCGCCGUCUGACCCCGUCCCCUCUGAGGUCAGUGAGGCUGAGGGGAUGAUGGACCAGGAUGCGCCUGCUGCUCCAUCGCGAGCCAUCCUGGAGGCUGACCAGAGCUCCUCUGAAUCAGCAAGAGGGAAAGAUGAUGAAGACGACGCAGCCCCAGGUGGGACCGACGCGGCUCCGACGGCGGAGACAGAGUAGACGUCCUCAGGCUGACGCUGCUGGGAACAAACAGACUCUCUUCUGAGGAGGAUGGAAAGAUGAAAUGGACAAAGAGCAUCACACUACUCAUCACCGGAGUGAGCAUCACACAUCGAAAAUGUUUAAAAAGUGAGAACAAAAAAAAUGACUUAAACCACCAUGAAGAGGAGGAGGAGGAAGAGGACCUGCGUCUCCAGCCUCUUCUCACCUCUCUGAGCUGUUGCUAAGAUCGUCUCUGGGCCGCCGCUGUGUUUUUGUCUCACUCUGUUAAGUACUGAGGUAUGAAAGUAAGUCAGUACGGAAAAGCUUCGAAAUGUUUUCCACGUCGGCAAAAUGAACCAAACUCGAUCUGAUUUUAUCCAAAACACCACAUGUAUAAACGUGAGCACAGAAGAUCAUUUAAUACACACUCUGAGGGGAGAAAUGAACCAUUUUCAGUCAGCCGCUAAAUAUGUACAACUAAAAUCACAACACCGAGCCCGAACUGACCGGAUGUCAGUGUGUGAAAGGCUUUCAGCUGCAUGUUUUGGAUGUCCACGUUGGAAGGCUGUUCCAGGAACAGAAUCUACGUGGCUCAUUUCUGCGUUGGUUUUGCUUGGAAAUUGAUUACUUCUUUAAGCGACCGCUACAUAACUCUGCUAUGCUCACGUCUACAUUUUCUCUUUUUACGCUUGUAGUCUCUGGCGUUCACUCAGAUUUCAUGCCGUUCACUUUGGAGCCACUAAAGCUUUCAUUCUUCUUUUGUUUUUAACGUUAAGCGUCUGGCCUGUUGUCUCGUCAGUUUACAAGCUCCAGUUUUGUACGAGGGACAGAAUGUGAGCCUCGUUUGGAAAUGAAUCCACGUCAUCAGACUUGAUUUUCCAGCAGAUCGACACUGAAUUAACCCUCAGAACAAACGCACUACGGACUCACGCUCAUUGCAGAUGUUUCGAGCUUUGUUUUGCAACUUUAAAGCCCCUGUUGUGGGCAACCAGCUUUGAGCCGGUUCAGACCUGUUAUGUCCGUCCAGAGUCAGCCAGUCACAAGUGGACAGGGUGGAGUCCGUCAGUUCACAUUAGGUUUUAUGAUGCGUCUCCACACGUGUGACGACUCGUGAUUGGAUCUCAUUUCUCAGCUCCAUACGCAGAUAAACUCGUACUUCCUGGGGACAAAUGGACACAGCGAAACGUGAUGCAUAGCUGCCAAAUUUAGAAGAAGGUCCAAAUAAUUAAGAAUAUAUCAUAGAUGGCUUUUCUCAAAGUCUACUAACUCAACAACUUAAAACUAGAGCUGCCAGGAUUAGUCGACCAAAAAAAAUGUCAGGAUUUGCUUGUUUUUUGUUGUUGUUUGUUUUGGGGUUUUUUUUAGUUUUGAAUCUUUUUUGUUUUGAACUGUUGGCCAAAAGGAAAAAACGGCAACACUUUGGGCUCAGAGAACUUGUCAUGAGCAUUUUUUUUCACAAUUUUUUUACUUUUUUUAAGACAAGCAAUCAAUCGAUUAGUCGUUAGCGAAUUGCCAGUUUCAGGACACGUUUGUGUAGUAACUGCUGUACGCUUGUGGCGCAGACCACCUCUGAAUGUGUUCUGAGAGAUGGGAUCUCUACAGUGGCACCUGUACAGCUGUCCACCUGCGACGGGAUCACUCAGGACGGACGUUAGCACCUGGUCUGAUCAGGCUCUCGCUGAUCUCGGCUCCAUUGGCCUCCGUGAUGUGGAGCCUGCAGCCUUUUCCUGCCCUCUUUUAUAGCUUUUAAUUACCAGGUUUGUUGGACUGCACACCGAAAUCCUUUUCUUUGCACAUCAGACCCCUCUGACGUUGAGUCUUUGAGCCUGAUGGUUCACGCGAGCUUCGCCGCAGGUACAUCACGAUGACGUGUCAUUUUAUUUUAUUUGUUAGGAGGGAGCCAGCUGUGCAGGCCUGUGACUGACUUCAGUGAUCAUGUGGGUCAGAUGUGAGUCAGAGUGAGCGGCUGCUGCAUGACGUUGUCAACACACACACACACACACGUUAACUUCUAGGAUCAGGUGUGUUGCUUCAGGGCGUUGUGACUGAGCACCAUGUGACACCUCGUCCUCAUGUCAAGUCGAAAUGCCAGUUAGAUCAAUCGACCCGUUUGCUAUUUUAAUCCUGUCAUGUUGUGAUUCUGAUGGGUCGGGAGUCGGUUUUUAGAGAGAAAUCUGUUGUGUUCGUGUGAUUCGACCCAGCACUGCCUCUUCAGAUGGAAGGUUUGUUUUUAAAGUCGAGAGUCUCAUUCCAAAAUGGCUGAAAAAAAUUGUCAAAGAUACGUUAAAUAUUUCUGUUGGCAGCCAUGUUUUGAGGUUAUAAUUGUCUUAUAAUUUGAAAAUAUGGACUUUGUGUUGUCUGAGGUGUAGAAACAUAAGUCACUGCUCGAGGAGAGAACUUUGUGCUGUAGGCCCUUUUUUAAUUUGACAGUUUGUUUUGGAAUGAAACCCUCCACUCGUACCUCAGCAGACCCCAAGGGCUUUCGUUUGCUUUGUCCUUCAGUUUGUGCUUUGUCUUCUUCCAACGGCUCUUUGAAUCUUGUUGAUUGCAGCGGCUCGUGGCGUUUGAAAACGUGCGGAUAAAUGGGUUGCUUUAAUGUUUUUGUGUUCUGUAUCAGAGGAAUAAACGUGAUGCAUUUUCAGCUGAAAGGAACUGCAAUAUGUACAGUUUUUACAUGGAAAUGAACAUUCCACAGCUGGGUGUUUUGUGCUAAAUGCAACCUGUGAAAGAGCUAUGAAAAAAAUAUUUUGUUUUUAUGUUUUCGUUUUUGCAUAUGGAUGUUUGCUCUUUCGAUGACUGAUUGUAUUUAAGGAAGUAGUUUUUUUCAGCGUGCUCCCAUUUCUACAACGUCUUCCUGUUUGAUCCGUGAGGUCACGCUGACGUCUGACGGGGUUUGCCUUUUAGGAGUCGCGUGCAGCAAGCAUGAAUCUCAAAUUGUAGCUUUUUAAUGUUGUCAAAGCCAUUGAUCCCCCGUCAGAGAGAAGAGCCCCUUUCCAAUAAAAGCACACAUCAGUUUUUGUUCUUCGCAUUUAGCCAAUAAAUGUAUUCCUCUGAUGCCCGA